CGGCUAUAUUACUUGUCGAGUAGAAUCACCAAAAAAGUUCAACGGUCGACCAAAGCAGCGGAUAAAUUCGCUCGAUGCUUUAUUGAUUCGGCGCUCGACCCCAUUAUCCGGUUGUGUUUCAUUAGCGGUAGUCUGGUGAAGUGAGUUGUGUGUGAGAAGGGAGCGUUCAAGCGAGCGAACUGCACAAUAAUCCGUAAUGGGGCGGAACUAGCUCGCUCGUCACCAUCCCUUCCAAGUUGCAGCAAAGUGCAAGGUUGUACAGCGAAGGAACGCGACAAUAGCGCGGCAGGUUGUGUAAUCCGACCGAGUGUGUGUGUACAUGAUUAGUUACAUCUGAAAAGGAAACAAUUUGAAAACGCCUUCAGAAGGAAAAGUGUCCCUCACAGUGAGUGUAUGAUGGAAGCAAAAGAAUUGAGUGACGGAAAUUAAUCUGAACAUUCCCGCCACCGUGGCCAACCCAAUUCUACCGUACCGUGUGAAUGUGUGUGUGUGUCGCGAGACGAACCGGAAAUAUUUUCCUGCAGUACCGCUUUUCCAGCCCAAAACCCUCUUCGUUCGCUCUCCUCGGUUAUCUUUCGGAAGGGCACUUUCGGUCCAGGGAUACGGCGGCUGGCCCGGAGCCAACGUGCUCGUUCGGUUCUAGGGCGGCAGACAGGUGUAAUGAGGCCAAGUUCUGGCACACGUCAAUCGGAACCGGUCGCGGUGAUACAGCGAAGAUGCGCCUCAUCAUGUUGCGGUAGUAGCGGUGGACGUUGCGGUAAUAGCAGUGCCAGCGGUGCAAGUGUUUAGCGACGACACGCAAAAAGAACCCCAGGAAAAAGGUGAAACAAGUGGAAGCGAUUGUGGAAAGUGCGAAUAAUUGCAGUGCAACGCGACUGGUACUGGAAGCAGAGAAGAGCGGUGGUAAGGCGUUCAAGGAUAAUUCGCUUUUUUUUGAGGACAAAUAUUAGAACAUCAAGAACAUCAAAAUGACCGUCGACUUCAAUGACUAUUUUUGGGGCGAGAAAAACAAUGGUUACGAGGUGCUGUACCAAAACAUGAAGUAUGGCUUGUCGGCAACGAAAGAGCUGGCGGAAUACUUCCGCGAACGCUCGAAUCUCGAAGAGUACAACUCGAAGCUGCUGACGAAGCUUGCCAACAAGGCGGGCUCGAGCGGUGGUGGCACAUUUUCACCGCUCUGGAUCAUCCUCAAGUCCACGACCGAGCGGUUGUCGGAGCUGCACGCACAGAAGGUGCAGAAGCUGACGGAGUUGGUCAAAAAUGUCACGAAGUAUGCGGAAGAUCUGCACAAGAAGCACAAAUCGGUCAAGGAGGAAGAAUCGGGCACGCAGGAUGCGGUACAGGCGAUGAAAGAAUCGACAGCGGCCGUGGGCAAAGCAAAGGACAUCCAUAAUGCACGGCUGCAGGAGGUGGAGAAGGCACGUAAGGACAAUUCGACCAAGGAGAUCGAAAAGUCGGAGGCCAAGCUACGCAAGCAUCAGGAUGACUACAAAGCGCUGGUGGAGAAACACAACAUAAUCAAGCAGGAGUUUGAGAAGAAAAUGACAAUAACGUGUAGGCGUUUUCAAGAAAUGGAAGAAGCACAUCUGAAACAGAUGAAAGAGUUCCUCUCGUCGUACAUGGACAUUGUGCAGAACAAUUUCGAUUUAGUUGGACAGGUCCAUUCUGAUUUGAAGCGUCAAUUUUUAGAGUUAACCGUGGACAAACUUCUGGAGCAGUUCGUGCUCAACAAGUACACCGGUUUGGAGAAGCCAGAGCUAAUUGAGCUUGAUUUUGAAAGUGGCACCGCAAAUGCUUCCGGUGCGGGUGGCCAUAAUAGCCAUCAGCUGCUAGUAAACACGUCAGCCGCAGUACCGGGUGGUAGUACCUCGCCCGCAGCAUCCUCUCUGGCUGGCGGGUUGCUCGAAUCACCGACCCUGUCAGCUACCAGCUCCUCACAACCGAUCAACAUUGGCACGGCGACGACCGCCACCAAGAAGGAAAGUAGCCACCUUCGAUCGUGGUUUAGCUCGAGCUCAACCGCAGCCGUCCCGACCAACUCGCCGGUCAAUCUGUCCACCUCGCCCACGGCCACCUCGGUGGGCGGUGGGCUGCGUUACGAUGGACACGGUACAACGGAUCUUUCGGUUCAGCAGCAUCAUCCAAUGUCGUUGCGCGCCAUGUCGCCGGUACCAUCGGUGCUGAACGAAAGUAGCGUUACCGGAUCCGCACAAAGUACGAGCAAACACUCAAUCUCCGGGUUCCUGCGCAGCCGACGCGAAAAGGCCAAAUCGAAGAAAGCCAAAAAGAAGAAAGAUUCGACGGAAAAUUCCAGUGCCAAAGAGGAAAAUAUUUUGGACGGUGACAGUAAGGGCGAAUCAGCGAAUGCAGACAGCGCUACGAAUCUGCAAACCACCUCCGCGAUCAGUGCAUCGAACGUUGCACCGACGGCCACACCCGAAGUCGAUGAGGACGGUUACAGUAUACAGCCGCGUGAAACUACGUGGGAUAGUGCGACGAUCACGGAAAAGAGCAAUAACUUCUACUCAAGCUCGGAUAGUGACAGCGAGGAUGAACGGGAGGAGAAAAAAAUUCACGUUGAAAUUAAACCGCUCAACAAUGGAGCCGCACCCAUUUCAGCGAGUGUCGAUGAGCUGCGGGCAACGGUGGAAAAUCUAUCAUUAUCUCCUAUCGGUAUUUUAACAUCGCAACAGCAACAGCAGCACCAUCAACAGCACCAGCUGCACCAGCACCAUCAGCUACAACAGCAGCAGCAGCAGCAACAAUCCUCACAGGCACAUGCGUUGCACCAUCAGAUGUCGGUCGGGAACGCGUCGCUUUUGAACAACACUAACGCCACGCACCUCACUAGUCCGAAUGCAUCGAAUGCGUCCACGCCGACCACGGUGCAUCCGUAUGCGCCACUCCAAAGCCCAACCCUGUCGAUGUCAACGAGCUCGAACAAUCGUUACGCCGAUCUUGGUGACAUCUUCUCGGAGGUGGGCGAUAUAAGCAUCUCGGCACCAGCUUCCGCGAACCUAACGAAGCUUACGCAACGACAAAUCCCUACGCCGACCUCUACCGGUGGCAGCAGUAUCGCUAUACCGAGACCCCCAUCGAGACGAUCGGAAGCGGCUGUCGCACGGGAUCGAGUUAGUCCUGCGUCGCAGAUCGCACGUGCCGACAGUGUCGGAAGUUUGGAAUUCCGCAGCCCGAGCGUUGGCAUCGGAUCAUCCCGUGGUCCAUCCCCGUUGACGAUCGGUAUGUCCGACACGAUUCCAUUGGCUGUUGCAUUCCACGAAAUAAUUCAUGCGUACUUCAAAGGAGCGGACGAGUCUCGAUGUCAGGUGAAAAUGUCGGGCGACAUGAUGAUAUCGUUCCCGGCCGGUAUUGUGAACGUGCUGACGAACAAUCCAAACCCGGCCAAGCUGGGCUUCCGCAUCAAGAAUCUCCAACACCUCGACAAUGUGCUGCCGAACAAGCAGCUCGUCACGAUCGAUCGCCUGCAGUCGACCAGCUUCAGUACGACGCUCGAGUUCAACAUGCCAGUAUUAACGGCGACCUUACGGCGUCAGUCCGAGCAGAAUCCGACCGCGCCCCACAUCAACGUCGACAUACUGAAGUAUCAGAUCAAGGCAAAACCGGGUGCCGCGUCCUGUCCGUUCCAGCUCGUGUCCUACUGGAAGUGUGAACAGCGGCACACGGACAUUAAGAUCGACUACAAGUAUAACUGUCACGCGAUGGCUCAACCGUCCCCGUUGCUGAACGUUUCCAUCUCGGUACCGGUCGAUGGCGGUGUGAAGAAUGUACAAUCGAAACCACAUUCCGCAUGGCAAGGAGAAUCGAAUCGAUUGGUGUGGAACUUUACGGAUAUAUCGCAACACUCCGAGAGUGGUGGUGUCGAUACGCUCCGUGCACGGCUCGAGGUUGGUACGGGCCCAUCAAUACCGGCCAUCAUUUCGACGCAGUUCAACUGCGAAGGCACGACACUGUCUGGGAUUGAGUUCGAGCUGGCCGGUUCCGGCUAUCGGCUAUCGCUUGUAAAGCGCCGCUUCGUAUCAGGAAAAUACAUUUGCGAAGGGGACGGCAUACGAACAGUGAAAACACCUACACCACCAAAUGUUUCGGGCGUCAUGUCACCGAUUCCGUUCGGGAGCAGCAAAUCUGCUAACUCUUCCUCCGGUGGCACGACCGGAUAGUAUCGGUUUUUCUUCUACUAGUAAUGCCAGCAGUAGCAUAAUCCCGUUCCGAGAAACCGCUUUCGCCGCAGAGGAAGCGUGUGAGCUGAUCAGUAGAAGUUACCACAUCUUUAGUAGUACUGUCGAGUACAUCCGGGCGCAUACACCGUCCACGUUUUCGUGACCAUCGAACAUCGACGCGCGAGCAAAUGUAGUAAAGGAAAUGUUAGGCACUAUUAGGCUUCUGUUUGCACGAGAUACGAGUUGCGAAUGAAUAUUGCUUGCUUUUGGGAAGUAAUAUGGUGAGUUUUAUUUUCAAACCAAACCAGACUAGUGAAACGUAGGCGAAGUGGCUUGUGGAGGGUGAAAGUUGAAAAGUAUGAGGCUAGGAGAUUUCAAGACCGGUGUUUAGUCCCGCGUUGGCAGGAACACAGGUGUGCAGUUGGUUAAGAUUAGCCUUUUCUGAAUGGGUAUGGUGCCUUCCGUUUUUUAGUGCAAACCCUCGCCGGUCCGUCGGUGUACGCGUAAUCGGCUUUGUUUGUUUUUGAUAGUUCUAUACAACUUUUUUCUUCUUCUUCACCGUAGCUAACAUCCGUUCUUUUUGUACUAAAAUCCUAGUAUUUUCAAAAGGACUGAACGUCAUUCCUGUUGUUGUUGGUACGUGUUUUUUUCUCUUUCCAUUUAGCUAUCCAGCUUUGUGUUAGCUUUCUAUCCAUUAUCUAUACUUCAACACGCAAGAAUGCUUUAAGUAAUGUAAAUUCCAUGUUAUACCUUUGUAGAAGGCGCUCGCUUGAAAGUAAUCAUAUUAAGACACAUCACAUAAACCGGGCGGGCGCUUUUCUCAGUGAAUAUAUUAGACGUAGAAUGAACGUUUUUUUGAAUGGCAGAAAGAAGGUAGGAACAAAUGUGGAGACGAGCAGGUGAAAGCAGUAUUUUACGCAUGCUUUCCAGUAACUCUCACUGCUCGUUAUGACGUCAAUGGAAAUACUCUAACGUGGAAACAUUUACAAUCGAACGUACCAUACUUGCACAUUCGCUGUUCGGUGUGCAAAUAGUUUGAGUUACGGUAGUUGAUUCCACGAGGACACACAAUAUGCGCUGUAUGUUUACUGUAUACUGUUAUUUUAUGCUCUAUUGUAGCAUAUCGUAAGAGCAUGUAAACUUAUGUACGUUUGAUGUACUGUGCAACUGUGGACCCACUGCUUAGGAGCGAUCCCUUUAGUUAUUACCACUCCUCGUUACGGUACAACACCUGUAUUAUUAUGAUUUUCCACCCUUCUGCACUAGGGAAGUAGGUUAAAUGAUAAGGUUAGCAGCAGGGCAUAGGGAGGGCAAGAAUCUGAACUAAAACUGGGACUGUUUCCUAUCGUAUCGAACUUUGAAUGAAAUUAAUCUAAUAGCCCCCAUAUCCUCCACUCCGCUGGAAGAGUCUGUAACAUUUGUAGGCUAGGAAACAAACGCAAUACACAACAAUAACACAUCCCCAAACUGCAAUGGACAACAAACCAGAUUACACACACACACAUACUGAUACACUUAAAAUUCACUUUUGCAUACAAAAACACUUAUUCGAAUAGGAACAAAAAAGGACGCAACAUUUAUCCCAGGUAUCAUUAUAUUAUAUGGCAUUGUGCGAAGGAAAAAUAAAAGUUAGGCAAUUAUCAAACAAGGA
Messenger RNA from Anopheles funestus (African malaria mosquito), 5829 nucleotides. RefSeq names its product F-BAR domain only protein 2. NCBI's taxonomy places the organism in Eukaryota, Metazoa, Arthropoda, Insecta, Diptera, Culicidae. Gene Ontology annotation, cellular component: plasma membrane; cytoplasm; clathrin-coated pit. Gene Ontology annotation, biological process: clathrin coat assembly; clathrin-dependent endocytosis. Bases 969 to 4178 code for a protein of 1069 amino acids. The transcript is spliced from 16 exons. The record is from RefSeq and is a predicted model, not a curated record.